CCAGCUCUGCUGGUGUUGCUGUUCUGUCUGUCUGGGACAUGGGGUCAGGGAGAGAGUGGAGGGGUUAGGGAGAAUGACAUCACUCAACAGGGUCACAGCGAACUGGGGGAGAGCAGUGAUAAUGGCGGUUCUCACAUCUGGGCUGAGCUGAAAGCACUGAGAGACAAAGUGCACAGUAUGGGAACCAUCCUGGUGGAGCAGAGAGUGGAGCUGAGGUACAUGGGAAACAGAUUGUCAGCUAGUGAGAGCCAGGUGGAGGAACUGAAGAGAGACAAUGCAGCCCUGGAGACCAGACUGAGUGUCAGUGAAAGGCUGGGAGAGGAGCUGAAGACAGAGAAUGCAGCCCAGGCAGAAGAACUGUCAGCCUUGCGGAGCCAGGUGGAGGAGCUGAAGAGAGAGAACACAGACAGACCAAAGGUGGCCUUCUCUGCUGGUUUGACUAACUCAGGAGAUGUAGGACCCUUCAAUACUGAGACCCAACUGAUCUACACCAAAGUCUUCACAAACAUCGGCAACACCUACAACCCAGUGACAGGUAUCUUCACAGCACCAGUGAGAGGAGUAUACUACUUCAGGUUUUCUAUGCUUUCUAAUAAAAACGAAUUGCUUGGGGGUGUAAACUUGUACAGGAAUGGCCAAAUAAUAUUGCAUAAUGGUCAGUAUUACAAUGCUGGGAAUGAGUAUGUGUGCAAUGGAGUGACUCUGCAUCUGCAAAGGGGUGAUACGGUCCAUAUGCGCCUUCCCAAAGACUGGGCAGUGUAUGACGAUUAUUCUAACCACAGCACCUUCAGUGGCUUCCUGCUCUUCCCUAUGUGAGGGGAACGCCAAGAAAGCUGUAGUUUAGUGGUGGGAAUAAUCUGUUGGUAUAAAGCCUCCUAUAGGGCUCAAUGUUAUUUUGACAUAGGCCUAUAUAUGGGUAAACGCAAUAAAAAUUCAAAUGGACUGCCAAACGUUGGGUUCCCAAUAAAUGAC
Messenger RNA from Coregonus clupeaformis (lake whitefish), 972 nucleotides. RefSeq names its product complement C1q-like protein 2. The transcript has 5 exons. The record is from RefSeq and is a predicted model, not a curated record. NCBI's taxonomy places the organism in Eukaryota, Metazoa, Chordata, Actinopteri, Salmoniformes, Salmonidae. Gene Ontology annotation, molecular function: protein binding. Bases 178 to 816 code for a protein of 212 amino acids.